GUGGCUGCUGGCGCCUGGUCAGCGCGGCCGUGACCCGAGGGCCUCACCACCGUGGUCUCCCCGUAGCUCCUGCUAGCCAGUUUUCUUUCCUUUCCCCAUUUUCUCUUUCCCCGAGUAACAGCUUAGAACAAUUGUGUUCUGUCCGUAAGAAACAUUUUUCUUUCCUUCGCUCAGUGCUUUCACAGUUGCCCCGGAGUGGGAGGGGGGUGUGUCCCUCCCCGGAAUCAGGCUCCAGGACCUCCCGCAGCGCGGCGAGCAGGUUCCCAGAGACCCGGGCUCUUGGGGCUACCCUUGCUUUGUCCUCCGGCCUCCGACUGCGCAGAGGUGGACGCUUGGGCCCCAGCCCCGAGUGCUCCCCUCUGGGGACUGAAACACACCCGGAAUCUGGCUUCUCGGUCUCUGUAUCUCGACCUUUCUGUUUCUGCAAGCCUCGGGAGCUGGGGAUUCAGGGCUUCUGUGGCAUUCAGCCCUCGACUGUUUGUAGGGUUCCUCAGAUCCCGGGUCCCUGACUUGGCCUUGGGGGCGCGCUCCCGGCCCUGGAACCCAGGCCUGCGCCGCCAGCCUCGCCCCGACCGCCUCUCUCCAGACGGCGUCGGCUUCCCCGGGCCCUGGCACUAGCCUUCCGGACACGCGACCCUCCAAACUUAGGCUGGAUUUCUCUCGCCAGCGCGCUCCCGCACGCCUCCCCUAGCCCGCUGCGGAGCUCUUAACUUGGAGGCUCAACUCUCAACUUCGGGGUCGGUGAGUGUGUGUGUGUGUGUGUCGGGCGGAGUGGAGCGGGGAGCAAGUCUUGCUCCCCCUCCCUCCUCUCCCCCACACCGCCGCCCCUUUCUUCUCUCCGGGCCACGCCACCGCCGCGGCGCUCGCUGCGGCCACUGGCACUGAUGAAGAUAUUUUCUCUGGAGUCUCCCUCUUUCUAACCCGGCUCUCCCGAUGUGAACCGAGCCGUCGUCCGCACGCCGCCGCCGCCGCCGCCGCCCGCCCCGCAGCCCACCAUGUCUCGCCGCAAGCAAGGCAAACCCCAGCACUUAAGCAAACGGGAAUUCUCGCCCGAACCUCUUGAAGCCAUUCUUACAGAUGAUGAAGCAGACCACGGCCCGUUGGGAGCUCCAGAAGGGGACCAUGACCUUCUCACCUGUGGGCAGUGCCAGAUGAAUUUCCCAUUGGGGGACAUUCUUAUUUUUAUCGAGCACAAACGGAAACAAUGCAAUGGCAGCCUCUGCUUAGAAAAAGGUGUGGAUAAGCCGCCUUCCCCUUCUCCCAUCGAGAUGAAAAAGGCAUCCAAUCCUGUGGAGGUUGGCAUCCAGGUCACGCCAGAGGAUGACGAUUGUUUAUCAACGUCAUCUAGAGGAAUUUGCCCCAAACAGGAACACAUAGCAGAUAAACUUCUGCACUGGAGGGGCCUGUCCUCUCCUCGGUCUGCACACGGAGCUCUAAUCCCCACGCCCGGGAUGAGUGCAGAAUAUGCCCCGCAGGGUAUUUGUAAAGAUGAGCCCAGCAGCUACACAUGUACAACUUGCAAACAGCCAUUCACCAGUGCAUGGUUUCUCUUGCAACACGCACAGAACACUCAUGGAUUAAGAAUCUACUUAGAAAGCGAACACGGAAGUCCCCUGACCCCGCGGGUUGGUAUCCCUUCAGGACUAGGUGCAGAAUGUCCUUCCCAGCCACCUCUCCAUGGGAUUCAUAUUGCAGACAAUAACCCCUUUAACCUGCUAAGAAUACCAGGAUCAGUAUCGAGAGAGGCUUCCGGCCUGGCAGAAGGGCGCUUUCCACCCACUCCCCCCCUGUUUAGUCCACCACCGAGACAUCACUUGGACCCCCACCGCAUAGAGCGCCUGGGGGCGGAAGAGAUGGCCCUGGCCACCCAUCACCCGAGUGCCUUUGACAGGGUGCUGCGGUUGAAUCCAAUGGCUAUGGAGCCUCCCGCCAUGGAUUUCUCUAGGAGACUUAGAGAGCUGGCAGGGAACACGUCUAGUCCACCGCUGUCCCCAGGCCGGCCCAGCCCUAUGCAAAGGUUACUGCAACCAUUCCAGCCAGGUAGCAAGCCACCCUUCCUGGCAACGCCCCCCCUCCCUCCUCUGCAAUCCGCCCCUCCUCCCUCCCAGGCCCCGGUCAAGUCCAAGUCAUGCGAGUUCUGCGGCAAGACGUUCAAAUUUCAGAGCAACUUGGUGGUGCACCGGCGCAGCCAUACUGGCGAGAAGCCCUACAAGUGCAACCUAUGCGACCACGCGUGCACACAGGCCAGCAAGCUGAAGCGCCACAUGAAGACACACAUGCACAAAUCGUCCCCCAUGACGAUCAAGUCGGACGACGGCCUCUCCACAGCCAGCUCCCCUGAACCUGGCACCAGCGACCUGGUGGGCAGCGCCAGCAGUGCGCUCAAGUCAGUGGUGGCCAAGUUCAAGAGUGAGAACGACCCCAAUUUGAUCCCAGAGAACGGGGACGAGGAGGACGACGAGGAAGAAGAGGAAGAGGAGGAAGAGGAGGAAGAGGAGGAGGAGGAGCUGACGGAGAGCGAGAGGGUGGACUACGGCUUCGGGCUGAGCCUGGAGGCUGCGCGCCACCAUGAGAACAGCUCUCGGGGCGCAGUGGUGGGCGUGGGCGACGAGGGCCGCGCCCUGCCCGAUGUCAUGCAGGGCAUGGUGCUCAGCUCCAUGCAGCACUUCAGCGAGGCCUUCCACCAGGUCCUGGGCGAGAAGCAUAAGCGCAGCCACCUGGCCGAGGCCGAGGGCCAUAGGGACACUUGCGACGAAGACUCGGUGGCCGGCGAGUCAGACCGCAUAGACGAUGGCACUGUUAAUGGUCGUGGCUGCUCCCCCGGCGAAUCGGCUUCGGGGGGUCUGUCCAAAAAGCUGCUGCUGGGUAGCCCCAGCUCGCUGAGCCCCUUCUCCAAGCGCAUCAAGCUGGAGAAGGAGUUUGACCUGCCCCCGGCUGCGAUGCCUAACACGGAGAACGUGUAUUCGCAGUGGCUCGCUGGCUAUGCGGCCUCCAGGCAGCUCAAAGAUCCCUUCCUUACCUUCGGAGACUGCAGACAAUCGCCUUUUGCCUCCUCGUCAGAGCACUCCUCGGAGAACGGGAGCUUGCGCUUCUCCACGCCGCCUGGGGAGCUGGACGGAGGGAUCUCGGGGCGCAGCGGCACGGGAAGUGGAGGGAGCACGCCCCAUAUUAGUGGUCCGGGCCCGGGCAGGCCCAGCUCAAAAGAGGGCAGACGCAGCGACACUUGUGAGUACUGUGGGAAAGUCUUCAAGAACUGUAGCAAUCUCACUGUCCACAGGAGAAGCCACACGGGCGAAAGGCCUUAUAAAUGCGAGCUGUGCAACUAUGCCUGUGCCCAGAGUAGCAAGCUCACCAGGCACAUGAAAACGCAUGGCCAGGUGGGGAAGGACGUUUACAAAUGUGAAAUUUGUAAGAUGCCUUUUAGCGUGUACAGUACCCUGGAGAAACACAUGAAAAAAUGGCACAGUGAUCGAGUGUUGAAUAAUGAUAUAAAAACUGAAUAGAGGUAUAUUAAUACCCCUCCCUCACUCCCACUUGAUGCCCCCCUUCACCCCUCCCCCAUUGUCCUUCUAGCCCUACUCCCUGUAGGAUUUUUUCUAGUCCCAUGUGAUCAAACAAACAAACAGACAAACAACAGAAGUAAUGGAAGCUAAGAAUAUGAAUGAGUGCUUGUCACCAGCACACCUGGUUUUUUGCUUUUUGGUUGUUUUUUUUUUUUCCUUCUUUUUCUUCUUUUUUUUUAAAUUUUAAAUUCUUUAUGUUCUCACCGUUUGAAUGCAUGUUUGGGGCAAUACUAUUGCAUUUUACGCAAACUUUGAGCCUUUCUCUUGUGCAAUAAUUUACAUGUUGUGUAUGUUGUUUUUUCCCCUUAGACAGUAUGUAUGGUAUGUUAUGGCUAUUUUAAAUUGUCCCUAAUUCAUUAUGAGCAAACAUGUUGCUGUUUCCAGUUCCGUUCUGAGAGUGCGAGAGAGGGAGGGUAAAAAACAAAUCAUGCUGCAUAAUUCUGUAAUAUAUAUCAUGUCCAGCUUUAUUUUAUAACAUGAGGAGGGAACAGUGUUUGGGUUAACCAACCCUCUACAGACAGAACAGAUAGCACUGAAAAAAAAUGUGCUAAAUUUCUGUCUCUAAAGGGUUACAUGUAUUAAUUGGAGAGGGAAAAAAGGCCUUGAAUUGACAAAUUAACAGAAGAACAAGUUUAUUCUAUCAUUUGGCUUUUAAAAUGAGUGCCUUGGAUCUAUUCAAACCAUGUUGAUGGUUUUUUCUGCUUGUUAUAAACUUGUAGCUUAAUCCAGCAUUGGGUGAGGUAAUAAACUUUAGGACCUAGCAUGUAAUUCUGUGUUGUAUUUCUCACAACAAUGGCUACCUAAAAAUAUGACCCAUUAUGUCCUAGCUAAUCAUCGAUUUUUGCCUUUAACUUUGUGAACAAAAACUGAUUAUACCAGUAUAAAAGCUACUUUGCUCCUGGUGAGAGCAUAAAAGAAAUGGGCUGUUUUGCCUAAAGUUUUAUUUUAUUUUAUUUUAUUUUUUAAAUGGUUAUCAAAUUGAAUGUGAAAUGUGCAAAGGCCCUGGAAUGUGAUGAAAUACAUUAGCAAGAAAUUCAUCUUAUGACAAUACUUGUUUAGAAGGAUACAUUUAAUGAAAUUUUGGCGCCAGAAGAAGUAGAUCCAGCUCCAGUUGGUUGUCGAAUGGACAAUCGAAUGAUAAAGCCCUUUAGAGAACAUUUGAAAGAACAGGCUGAUAUAGUGAGAGAGAGAGAGGGAGAAAGGGAGAGACAGAAAACAGUAGUGAUUUGUUAGCACAAUGUGGUACUGCUUGCCAUUUGAAACUAGAACAGGUGUAUAAGCGACUAGUGAUACAAUGAUGAUUAGCUAUGAAUCUCUAAGACUUACAUUUAAUGUGACAUUCUUCAAAAGAGAAGAGGAAGACCUUUAAGAGCAGCAGUAUCUAUGUCUGUGCUCCCUGAAAGUUGUACUUCAUUUCUUUUCCAUACACUGUGUGCUAUUUGUGUUAACAUGGAAGAGGAUCCAUUGUUUUUAAUUUUGUUUUAUUCUUUCUUCCUUCCUUUCUUUCUUUUUUCUUCCUUCUUUGUUUUAAGCUAGCAUCUGCCCCAGUUGGUGUUCAAAUAGCACUUGACUCUGCCUGUGAUACCUGUAUCUUUUCUCUAAUCAGAGAUACAGAGGUUGAGUAUAAAAUAAACCUGCUCAGAUAGGACAAUUAAGUGCACUGUACAGUUUUCCCAGUUUACAGGUCUUUAUUAAGGGAAACGUUGCAAGAAUGCUGAAAAAAAAAUUGAACACAAUCUCAAUGAUGAGCAUUAAAAUAAUAAUAAUAAAAAACAAACAAACCUAAAAAAAAAAAAAAAAAAACUAAGACAAACGUUGCCAGCCAUUUACUUGACUAAUGAGCUUACUCACUUGGACGCAACAUUGCAAGCGCUGUGGAUGGAAACAACAUACUUAACAUAGAAACGAAUGACUCUUUCACUUCUACAGUGCAAGGAUUUUUGUACAAAACUUUUUUAAGUAUAAAUGUUAAGAAAAGAAUUUUUAAAAAGACACGUCAUUAUGUUUAGGGGGGAACAGCAUUUUAGAGUUCCAUUGUCUUGGUGGUGUUACAAGACCUGUUAUCCAUUUAAAAAUGGUAGUGGAAAUUCUAUGCCUUGGAUCACACACCGCUCUUCAGGUUGUAAAAAAGAAAAAUAAAAAACAUACAUGGGGAAAGGUUUAAGAUUAUAUAGUACUUAAAUAUAGGAAAAUGCACACUCAUGUUGAUUCCUAUGCUAAAACACAUUUAUGGUCUUUUUUCUGUAUUUCUAGAAUGGUAUUUGAAUUAAAUGUUCAUCUAGUGUUAGGCACUAUAGUAUUUAUAUUGAAGCUUGUAUUUUUAACUGUUGCUUGUUCACUCAAAAGGUAUCAAUGUACCUUUUUGUUAGUAGAAAAAAAAGACAGGCUGCCACAGUAUAUUUUUUUAAUUUGGCAGGAUAAUAUAGUGCAAAUUAUUUGUAUGCUGAGAGAGAGAGAGAGAGAGAGAGAGAGAGAGAGAGAGAGAGAGAGAGAGAGAGAGGUGUGACAUUGUACAGAGAAGCCAUAUAAUGGCCGUUUGGGGAGCCUGCUAGAAUGUCACAUGGAUGGCUGUCAUAGGGGUUGUACAUAUUCUUUUUUUCCCUUUUCCUGCUGCCAUGCUGUAUGCAGUACUGCAAGCUAAUAGCGUUGGUUUGUUAUGUAGUGUGCUUUUGCCCCUCUUCCCCGAUCACCCGACAUUCCAGCAUCUUACCUUCAUAUGCAGUAAAAGAAAGAAAGAAAAAAAAAGGAAAAAAAAAACACAAUGUUUUGCAGUUUUUUUCAUUGCCAAAAACUAAAUGGUGCUUUAUAUUUAGAUUGGAAAGAAUUUCAUAUGCAAAGCAUAUUAAAGAGAAAGCCCGCUUUAGUCAAUACUUUUUUGUAAAUGGCAAUGCAGAAUAUUUUGUUAUUGGCCUUUUCUAUUCCUGUAAUGAAAGCUGUUUGUCGUAACUUGAAAUUUUAUCUUUUACUAUGGGAGUCACUAUUUAUUAUUGCUUAUAUGCCCUGUUCAAAACAGAGGCACUUAAUUUGAUCUUUUAUUUUUCUCUGUUUUUAUUAUUUUUUUAUUUGGAUGACCAAAGGUCAUUGCAACCUGGCUUUUUACUGUAUUUGUUUCUGGUCUUUGUUAAGUUCUAUUGGAAAAACCACUGUCUGUGUUUUUUUGGCAGUUGUCUGCAUUAACCUGUUCAUACACCCAUUUUGUCCCUUUAUUGAAAAAAAAUAAAAAAAUUAAAGUACAA
Messenger RNA from Mastomys coucha (southern multimammate mouse), 6799 nucleotides. It is a transcript of the gene Bcl11a, whose product is annotated as BAF chromatin remodeling complex subunit BCL11A. The coding region runs from base 996 to 3503 and encodes 835 amino acids. Gene Ontology annotation, biological process: negative regulation of dendrite development; regulation of transcription by RNA polymerase II. NCBI's taxonomy places the organism in Eukaryota, Metazoa, Chordata, Mammalia, Rodentia, Muridae. Gene Ontology annotation, molecular function: DNA-binding transcription factor activity; RNA polymerase II cis-regulatory region sequence-specific DNA binding. The record is from RefSeq and is a predicted model, not a curated record. Gene Ontology annotation, cellular component: nucleus. The transcript has 6 exons.